Molecule: messenger RNA, 1653 nt
Organism: Besnoitia besnoiti
Lineage: Eukaryota; Apicomplexa; Conoidasida; Eucoccidiorida; Sarcocystidae
Product: aspartate-tRNA ligase
Exons: 8
Coding region: 1-1653 (550 amino acids)
Biological process (GO): aspartyl-tRNA aminoacylation
Cellular component (GO): cytoplasm; aminoacyl-tRNA synthetase multienzyme complex; cytosol
Molecular function (GO): aspartate-tRNA ligase activity; ATP binding; RNA binding
Source: RefSeq, a predicted model, not a curated record
AUGCCGGCUGAGGACGCGAAGAGAGAAGAAGGCGCUGCGCCUGAGGUGGCUGGAUCCGACGGCGCCGCCGGAGCUGAGGGCGCGCUGUCCAAGAAGGCCCAGAAGAAAGCGGAAAAAGGAGCUGCGAAGGAAGCCGCCAAGGCAGCGAAGCGCGAGGCUGUCGAGGCGGAGCAGCGUGCGGCGCAGGCUGUGCUGAACAAGAAGGUGGAGAACGUUGAGGAAGAUGUUUUCGGUUACUUGCCGGUCAUCGACUCCAGCUUCAAGACCUCCCGCGUCUGGAUCCCCAUCUCCGAGCUUCACAACCACGUCGGGGAGACUGUGUGGCUUCGCGCCCGCAUUCAGGAGUCCCGCGGCAAAGGAAGCGUCGCGUUUUUGAUGCUGCGCGAGGGGCGGCAGACCGUGCAAGCUGUGCUGGACGCGAAACGAGGCAACACGAAGGACAUGAUCAAAUGGACGACGAGCGUGCCGCUGGAGUCCAUCGUGGACAUUCAGGGCGAAGUCGUCAAGCCGGAAGUCGAGAUCCAGUCGACUACGCAGAAAACUGUCGAGCUCCUCACCAAGAAGCUCUUCUGCGUCAGCAAAGCCGCCCAGGAACUCCCCUUCCAACUCCGAGACGCCAUGCGCCCCGAAGAUGGCACAGAGGGAGGCAUUCGCGUGAACCUUGACACGCGUCUGGACAAUCGUAUCUUGGAUCUGCGCACACCGGUGAACCAGGCGAUCUUCCGCAUCCAGUCGCAGACCGUGCAGCUAUUCCGCGAGUUCCUGAUCUCCAACAGAUUCGUCGAGAUCCACUCGCCCAAACUGAUUGGGGGUGCCAGCGAGGGCGGAGCCUCUUGCUUCACGCUCAAGUACUUCAAUCGCGACGCGUGCCUCGCGCAGUCUCCUCAGCUCUACAAGCAAAUGGCCAUGGCCGCUGACUUCGAGCGAGUCUUUGAAAUCGGCCCGGUCUUCCGCGCGGAGAACAGCAACACGCAUCGCCACAUGUGCGAGUUCACCGGCCUCGAUUUGGAAAUGACGUUCAAGGAGCACUACUCGGAGGUUUUGGAUCUGCUAGACGAUCUCUUCAAAUUCAUCUUCAAGGGACUCUCUGAACGAUGCAAACGUGAAAUCGACAUGUUCCACCAGCAGUAUCCGGCCGAGCCGUUCACGUGGAUCGAGGAGACGCCGCGGCUGCCCUUCGCGGAGGGCGUGCAGAUGCUGCGCGACGCAGGCUGCCCAAACAUUCCCGACGACAUCUCCGAGUUCGACUUGAGCACGGAGCAAGAGAAAAUGCUAGGCAGACUCGUCAAGGAAAAAUACAAAACCGACUUCUACAUGCUCAUUCAGUACCCGCUCAAAGUGCGCCCGUUCUACACCAUGCCCGACCCCACGAACAAGACCUUCUCGAACUCGUACGACUUCUUCAUGCGCAACGAGGAAAUCAUCAGCGGCGCGCAGCGCGUCCACGACCCAGAACUUCUCACGCAACGCUGCAUCGAAUGCGGAGUGCCUCCCAACUCGAUCCAGACGUACAUCGACUCCUUCCGCCUCGGCACGGCGCCCCACGGCGGUGCUGGAAUCGGACUUGAGCGCGUUGUCAUGCUUUUCUUGGGCGCUAAAAACAUUCGUCAAGUUUCCUUGUUCCCGCGCGACCCCAAGCGCUUGACGCCGUAA